GUGCAGCGGAAGUUGAGGCAGUUGAACCCUUGUACUAGUAUGUGAGAACAAACGCUCUUCCAGGAGGCGCACUUGCCUUGACUUCCCCCGGCUCGCCGCAGCGACCUCUCGCAUCGCCUGCACCGUCCCCAUCCAAAUUCGUAUCUUGAGACGUCUUUUCUCAAAACGCCCGCUCGCCUCGUCUAUCUGUCCGCACGCACCAUCCGAGCCGCCAUGCAAGUUAGCGCGCGUUGCGGUGCAGUGCGGCUCACAUCCCGCCACGUGGAACAAUUCGCAUGCCGCCACGUGGAGCGGACGCCCGUCUCGCUUUCAUGGAGCCCGACGACGAGCCGGAACUUUAGAAGCAUUCGGUAUAGAAGCACGCGCUCUAGUAGCACUCGCGCUAGUAGCACCCGCUCUAGUAGAAGGUGUCACUCGUCUGCACUCGUUCCUGCGCAGCUAUUCAACUUCAGGCAAUUCCCUGGCCGUCUCCACCCCAUUGCCGUCAUCCCACUCACCGCCGUCGAUCUCGCGUCUCGAAGAGGGACUUACAGAAGCGCCGCUAUGGCCUCCGCCGCCAUGCAUGCCGCCGCCGUCGCGUGCAUCUACUCUUCUUCCAUCUCCCUCCCUCUCUCGCCGCCACAUCCCGUCCGUCCCGCCCGUCGUUAUUCCGCGCCUCCUCUCCGUGCCACCUGGCGGGGCAUGGCUGGCGAUAUCGCCGCAAUCGCCGCCGCUGAAGGCGCUGCCACUGCUUCAGGCGCAACGGCUGCCUCGCUCCCGCCCCCCUCAUCCUCCCCUUCAUCCCCCCACUCAUCCUCCCCCUCGUCCUCCGCCGACGCUUCCGCCUCUUCCGCCGACCCCGCUUCCCCUCCCCACCAUACUAGCAAGCGGCAGUACGAAAUCGGCGCGCUGCAGCAGCUGCCUGCCGUGUCUCCUGCUGCUGAAAUCAUCGGGACUGCACUGAGGCGCGCCAAGCACGUGCGCGCCAGCAAAGGCAUCAUGAAUGCGGUGAAGCGAGAGAGGAGCAAAGGAGCUCAACAGCUGGACUGCCUCACCAAGGAGAUCAGCGGCCCGCUGGGUCGCUACGUGCGCCUCUUCCCCCGCCGCCACCAGCUGCACCCCUUCGAGCGGCAGCUGGUGGAGCUCACCCUGGGAGAGGGGGUCUAUGAGGAGGUGCUGGCUCGAGUGGACGCCCUUCGGAAGAAGGUGCUGGACGUGGGGAAGAAUGCCGCCAGCCUCGUCAACAAGACGAGCACAAUGAAGGAAGCCGAGGAAGUCACGGCGCAGGGCAUCUCUCAGUUGGGGGAUCUGUACACGCGCAACAGCCAUGCGGUGGAGCGACUCAAAGAGAUCACCAAGAGGCUCAGAGGCAUACCAGUGGUGCGCCCAGACCUGCCCACGCUGUGUUUGGUUGGAGCUCCCAACGUGGGCAAGUCGUCUCUCGUGCGCGCCAUAUCGUCAGGCAAGCCAGAGGUGUGCAACUACCCGUUCACCACUCGUGGCAUCAGCAUGGGGCACUUCUAUGUUGACACGAGGAAGCACCAGGUCACCGACACACCAGGCCUGCUCUCCCGCCCUGAUGCCCAGCGCAACAACAUCGAGCUGCUCACCAUAGCGGCCAUCACCCAUCUGCCCACCGCAGUGCUGUUUGUGCAUGACCCCUCGGAGGAGUGCGGUGUGAACCGGUUGAAACAGUACCAACUGUACAGCGAGAUGAAGACAAGGUUUGCCGACCGCGUGUGGAUCGAUGUGAUAUCCAAGUGCGACCUGCCUGCUGCCACUGCCCCCUUGGGGGAAGCAGCCGCCAGUGGGCAUCCAGGGACGGGCGACGAGAGUAGGGGGGGUCAUGGGGAGGCGAGCAGGGGAGGUGAGGACCAGCAGCAGUCAGACGAGGAAGCGGCACCACACGCCAUCAAUGCUCCUCACAACAACACUGAUGCUGCAGACCGCAGCAGUAACAGCACAGACAGCUGCGGCCAUGCUGCAAGGCUGCUGGGUGGAGCCGAGCCAGGGCAGGGAGCAGAUGUAGGGGAGAAAGUAGCAGUGGCAGCAGGUGGGGCGGGCAUGGCAGCAUGGGAGGAGUACCGCACUCACGGGGGCCCUGCUGCAGCCUUGCGCGUGUCAACCGUGUCGGGUCUCGGCGUGGAUGAGUUGGUGGACGCCAUUCAUGACAUGCUAUCUGCAUCCUCUGCUGCUUCAUCCGAUUCGCUCCCUGCUUCCGCCCCGGCUGCAGCAGCCGCAAGCCAUGCCAGUGCUGCUCUGCCCAGUGCCACUGCCAGAGAUGCUCAAGGGCUGCUUAUAGCAGCAGAUGCUUCAUACAAUGAAGGUUCCAUGCACCUUCCGGAAGAUGGUACCGGGCAAGGUGCUGAGCUCAGCCUGCAGGCGUUGGAGGGAGAUGAAGGUGUGGGUGGGUCGGGCAAAGCGGGAAAGAAAGGGAAGAAACCUAGUGACUUUUACUACCCGCCGCUGCCUUCUCACAUGAUGAAAGGCACGUGAACAAUUGUAAUGUGACAAGUGCAUGAUUAACCAUCUGUCUAAUAAAUACAUAGGCGUAUAAUGUUCUGUUUAUGUGCUGUAACUGGAGUGACUAGGGGGCCAGGCCCCUAGAUAUCAGCCUUUUUACGCUGAUUCAGCCUUUUUUCAGCCUUUUUUCUUGAACCUACGCUGAACUGUAAGACUUUU
Messenger RNA from Closterium sp. NIES-67, 2661 nucleotides. NCBI's taxonomy places the organism in Eukaryota, Viridiplantae, Streptophyta, Zygnematophyceae, Desmidiales, Closteriaceae. The record is from the annotation of a GenBank genome assembly.